This is a messenger RNA of Menidia menidia (Atlantic silverside), 1713 nucleotides long. The record is from the annotation of a GenBank genome assembly. Lineage: Eukaryota; Metazoa; Chordata; Actinopteri; Atheriniformes; Atherinopsidae.
AUGGCAGGAGCUGCCACUUUCCAUGUGAGAAUUGACGCCAAAAACGUGAAGGGUCCGCGCGCAUGUACCAGCAAGAUUUUUUUAAACACAGGGCUUCAGACAGACAGCAUGCUCUUCUUCCUUUGUCUCCCUCUGCUGGCUCUGCUCCUACAUCCGGCUCUUUGUAUGUACAACUGCUCAUCUCAGUAUGAGAGGACCCCAGACAACACAGAUCUGAUGGUUGAUUGUGGAACCAGGAUGAUAACCCUGGAGGUCAAUUUGUGCACGGCUCAGUGGGCAGGCUUCAAUGCCACCCACCUGGCACUCAAUGGAAACCAUAAUAACACGGAGUGCCAAGGCUUGAUUGACACCAGUGUGGAUCCUCCAGUCAUCCGUUACCAGCUUCACGUUAACCACAGUCAUGAUAACCCCUGCCGUCAGUCCCUGCAGAUUGUUGAUGAAGAUCCAGACCCUACAGGCCCCUUCAGUAGCUUCUCAUCUGUUCAGUCAGUUAUCAUCACAGGGUAUAUCGACACACCCAGAUCUGACCAGGGGGUAAUCAGCUACUCCACAGACCUGUAUUAUCAUUUCUCCUGCCGCUACCCUCUAGAGUAUCUGAUUAACAACACACAGAUUGUCGCCUCCUCCGUCUCUGUGGCCACCAACAAUAAUAAUGGAACCUUCAUUGAUACACUCAAAAUGAGUGUAUUUAAUGAUUCUGACUACAGCUACCCAUUAGUAGUACCUUCGACAGGGCUUGAGCUCCGAACCAAGAUCUAUGUGGAGGUCAAGGCUGUGAACCUCACAGGAAAUUUCCAUGUGCUGCUUGACCACUGUUUUGGUACUCCCACUCCUUACAACAUGUCUCAGAGUGAGCAGCACAACUUCUUCAUUGGCUGCACAGUAAACCAAAAGACAACCGUGACAAGUAACGGCCUUUCCAGUGUUGCCAAGUUUAACUUUGAGGCCUUCCGCUUUGUUCAGCACCGAGACAAGGCAAAGUCCAGCAUCUACCUCCACUGCAUCAUGAGACUAUGUGAACCGAGCAAAUGUCAGACGCUGCUAUCUGCUUGUAAUUCCAGAAGAAAAAGGUCAUUGACUCCUUUUGGAGAACAAGGCGGUGACUCCGCCACCAUUUCCGUUGGUCCACUGUACACUGCUCGAGAAGACCUCCCGAAUCCAGCUGCUUACAGUAAUAGUGAGGAAUCAGAGAAAGAUGACAUCGAUGUGGCUGGCCUGGUGGUGGGCGUGGUUUUUGGAUCUGCUGCUGCUGUCCUGCUGGUUCUCGGUGGCUGGUUUGCCUUGAAGAAGUAUUAUUUCGUGGGGGGAUUGUCUCAUGCAUUUGACUGACGAGUACAUUGGUUUUUCCUCUUCACUUCUCACCAUAUAAUAAAUAGAGAUUUAUUUUAGGAUUGACAAAACUGAUUAUGUUGUAGUAUCUAAGUUAUAACCCACUUUUAUUGAAAAGUAACCAUACCAAACAAGCAAAUGCAUUGGGAUCCCGUGUAAUGUGUUCUGUCUAUAUAAUUUCAUUCAGUUGUAAUUUCUCUGAACCUACACAAUGAAAAUGAGAUAUUUUCUAUGUAUGCUAUCAAUCAGGCUUGCUUUUGCCAUAUCAUGUCUGUAAAUCUGCUUUCUACGUGUUUUUCCCAUAUGUAUGUAUUCUGUACAGUUUCUUCCACAUUGUGGGUGUCACACAUGAAUGUAUUUCUUAAAUAAACAAAUUAUUAUAAC